CUUGCUCAAUCCGCCUUGUCCUUCAGAGAAGUCGGUCUGGUAUGGGGGACAACACUAGCAGCUCACAUUCAGGUGAAAGAGGACAAUGAUUUUCAACCACGACUUCUGGCCAAUACACAGAACAAACCAACUUGUGAAGUCAGUGUGUGGAAUGAGCUCUUGGUGCUGGCCCGGCUCCGCCACAGAGGUUGUGCUGUCGGCCUCCCGAGGAUGGCUGCGGCGGUUCUUGUUCCUGAAGCUGGUGAUGGUGCUGUUGUUCCCCCAUGCAGGCAGCCUCCCCCUGCUGGCUGGCAGCGUGUUCAGCCUGCGGGCCCUGUUGCUGCUGCGCUCCCCUCACAUCUCCAUCAAGCCCUGCACCGUGCUGCUGGGCCGGCUGGCUCUCGCGGACAGUCUCGUGCUGCUGCACUGGAUGCUGCAGCUGGGAGCAACGCUAGAGACCUGCUGGACAGAGGAGAUUAAAAUGAGGGAUGAGGGAUCAGUUUGGUGGAGGGAGGCUGUGAGCGUGCUCUGUCAGCAGCUGCUUGAUGCUCACCACCUGGCCUCUCUGCUCCUACUGGGGCUGCUUGGAUUGGAGGCCACGCUGGUGUCUCGCUGGCCCGAGCAGACUCGUAGGUUCAGGACGUCUCACUGGGCUCAGCUCAGCUGCAGCCUGGUCUGGACACUGGUGCUGCUGGAAAUGUUGUUCUCGCUACACUCAAAACUUUUGCAGGACUCUGGACCACAAACGUAUUCCUCAACAGAACAAAACUCCCAAAGUCAUCCUUUGGGCCUGGUACCUCUUCCCAGCCUUCCCGGUUUCUCCUCCUGCCUGAGGAGGACAUUAUGGCUGGGGAAUCUAUGGCUACAUUAUGUUGUCUUUAAUGUCAGACCACAGAAGAGAAAGAGCUCCUUCCAUUGAAAGCUUUAAUAAUCAUUGUAUUAUAUUUAAUUUAUGUUAUAAAAGUGCUUUUAUUAUGUGCAGUACAUGAACUGGAUAAGAUGUCUUAAUUUGGGCCUUGAAUAAAGUAAUAUGCAAAUAACCGGAGACACUACAGAUGAAUUGUAAAAGUAAGACUUUAAAUUAAAAGGUAUCACUAGGAAACUUCCCCCAACAGAUUACUCAUCAACACAUUUGUCACGAUUUCUCAAAAAUACACAUUUAAAUAAUCAAUUGAGGCAUUCUCUAUUUUUAAAUCUAUAGACACAAGUAGACUAAGUUAGUAAAAUAAACAACUAUUUUGGAUGUCCUCUUUACAUUAGUCUGUAUUUUAAAUAACCCAAUCACUCAAAAUGGA
Eleginops maclovinus (Patagonian blennie) is the source of this 1274-nucleotide messenger RNA. RefSeq lists its product as uncharacterized. Lineage: Eukaryota; Metazoa; Chordata; Actinopteri; Perciformes; Eleginopidae. Bases 86 to 898 code for a protein of 270 amino acids. The record is from RefSeq and is a predicted model, not a curated record. The transcript is spliced from 2 exons.